Molecule: messenger RNA, 4560 nt
Organism: Scylla paramamosain (green mud crab)
Lineage: Eukaryota; Metazoa; Arthropoda; Malacostraca; Decapoda; Portunidae
Product: glutamate receptor ionotropic, delta-2-like
Exons: 15
Coding region: 1240-2988 (582 amino acids)
Biological process (GO): monoatomic ion transport
Cellular component (GO): membrane
Molecular function (GO): signaling receptor activity; ligand-gated monoatomic ion channel activity
Source: RefSeq, a predicted model, not a curated record
GUUUUGUUCCACGGCGGAAGGUGAAUUUACGGUCAUCCGGAUUUGUAUUUCGAGUACCAGUGCCAUGAUGCGCGGCCCGAGGCGCAGGGAAGGCGUGGGGACCAUGAGUGGGGCGCCGCUUGCCCAGGGAAGGCUGGUGAGUGGCUCUUGCCACGGUUGGCGAAGGAGUACAGUGCAUCAGCCGCAUCAAGUGGCUUCCACCACCAUCACCACUACACCGCCCUGCCACCAAGACCAACAACCACGGCCACCACCUCCGCCACCACCAUCUCCGAAACUAUAUGAAAUGAAAAGAAAGAUAUGGACAAGCUGGAGGGAAUGCAAGGAAGAGUUGCUUAUGACCCCACCACUGCAAGACAAGCCAGGUUCCGGAGCUGCCGGCCACCACACGUGCACCACAAGAUCACCACAGGGAGACAAAAAGGUGGUGGCGUCACGCACAGCCUUGUGACCUCACCACGCCGCGCCGUGACUCGUGUGUUGGCGUCAAGCAAGGCAGCUGGCAGGUUCCGGAGACCUUACCUGCGGCGCCUGGCAUGACCCCACCCUCUUGACCCUCGACCUCCGGCGUCCCAAGGAGAACUUGCGCCCGCCACGCUGUCUUGAGGACGACCAACCCGCCCACCAAGAGCUGCCUGGCGGUGGUGUGGAGGCUGAAGUGUUUGUGUCGACUGUGAGGGGCUCUUGAGACAGCCUUUGUCUUCCUCCUCAUCCUCUUUCCCUUCGUCGUCGUCUCCUUCCUCCUCCUCUUCUUCGUCAGGGUCCUUGUCCUCUUACUCCUCUUAUUCCUCUUAUUCGUCCCUCAAGUCUUUGCUUUCUGAUCGUCAUCCUCUCCGUACUUCUCACUCUCCUCCUCCUCCUCCUCCUGCUGUUCAAGAUGGUUGCUGAGGACACCGAGAACGCCUCACCUGUUGACAGCCCCGCCAGAAUCACCGAGAAGUGAAGGCCAAGACGACGUGACCCACUACCACCACCACCACCACCACCACCUUUCCUUCCCCCUCAUCACACCCCACCACAGACACUACAACCACUGCAACACAUCACCUCACCUUUGACACAAUCAUCUACACAGUAAACCCAAACUCACCACCACCUUCCUCUCAUCACACCCCCAAAAAUCACCAUAAUCACUCAUUUCACCACCACAUUGUACCUUAACCCACCAUCACCGCUAUCACCACCACCAAACUGCUGCCACACCUCGCCACUAUCUCUCCCACACUGCCCAUCCGUGCCAUGCAGUCACUAGUUCGCUACGUGACGCUGUGUGUGUGCUGGGGCUGCGUGGGGGAGAUGACAGGCACGCAGAUCGCUAACAUGGCCAUCUCAGCUCACGGUCAGCCAAUACCCAACACCAACACGCAAAUAAACGCAGUCUUGAGCCAACCACUACAGACCCAUGACUCGCCUAUACAGAUCCUUCCUGAGCAGCCUCCGCCUCUUCCCUCCAAUGGUCAGCCUCUACAUAGCCACGACGCCGGCCUGCACAGCCUCCCCGAGCCUCCUUUAGUGUCCCUAGAGGAGCCUCCCACCCCUGAGACACCCAUACAUAUCCUCCCUAAGCAGAUGCCCCUCCCUGCCCCGUCUCAUGGCCACCCGCAGCGCUCCUUCCAAGUACUGAAGAGAAUAGAUCGGCCGGAUUCUAAGCCAGAGACUGUAGUGCUGUCGGAGCCGAGUCAGCGAAGCCAAGACCUUGUGAGUCUGUUAGAGGCUGAGGGUCUGGAGGGAGAGGAGAAGAUCGUCCCGCAGAACCUGGAGGGAAGACCAAUCAGGAUAGCCCUCGCCAACGAGGCGGAGUUCACGCUGAUGCCGGUGACGGUGACGGAGGUGCGGAAGGAGGUGGUGGAAUUCUCGCAUCUCCUGGGCACCACUUCCUUCGGCAUGCUGGUGAAGCGGCCUGAGUACACACCGAAGCCUGACGCCCUGCUCAAGCCCUUCAACAAAGAGGUGUGGUUCUGGAUUAUAGGCUCGAUGGCCACGAUGGGUCCUCUUAUCUACUUCAUCAUCGUGUUCCGCGUGAGACUGUGCCGCGGCGACCCCAAACUCACCCGCAUCAUGCCCUUUGACCAAUGCUGCUGGUUUGUGUACGGCGCCAUGAUGAAGCAGGGGAGCGUUCUCAAACCCAUCUCAGACUCGUCCCGCAUCCUCUUCGCGACGUGGUGGCUCUUCAUCAUGAUUGUGACCUCCUUCUACACGGCCAACCUUACCGCCUUCCUCACCUUCAACGGCCUCCAGCUCCCCAUUAACGAAGUAGCCGACCUCGAAAAGCACUCUGACAUAACCUGGCUGGCCUCCCGCGACGGCGCCGUGGUAGACGUCAUCACGAGUCACCCUCAGCUGGAGAUCCUGAGAGAGCUGAAGAAAAAGGGACGAGGGAGAUACAUCGACUCCAGGGAGGAGGCGCUCGCCCUUGUGCGCGCUGGAGACCACGUGUACAUCGACGACGUGCAGGUGUUGGAGUACCUGAUCCAGGAGGACUUCAAACGGCAGCAGCGGGAGGAACUAAACCAAACGUGCAACUUCUACACCUCUGAGCUGGAGCGGGGCGGCGAGCUCACCUUUUGGUAUGGCUUUGGCUUCAAGAACGGCAGCGAGUACACGGACCUCUUCAACGGCUUCUUUCGUCGCCUCUCUAUCUUUGGAAUCCUCAACUUCUUGCGGAACAGCGCCACGGCCAGCAGCCCAGUGUGCACCCUCCCCAAGGGCUUCAAGGACCGUGCCCUGGAGAACAAGGACCUCUACACCACCUACGUCCUCUACGCCAUCGGUAUCGUCGCCUCACUCCUCGCACUGCUUACUGAGAGCUUCUUCAGACGCGCCAUGAGGCAGACACACAACCUCGCCAUGGCCACCAGGAAAACCUUCUCCGACCGCUUCAACAGCCCACCCAUCAAGGUCACGCCCUCGCGCACCGGCCCCACGCAGACCUGGAACUCCGGCCUCCCCCCUUGCCGGAGCACAGACUCAGGACGCCCUUCGAAGUGAAAUACCCGCAGUUCGCCAAUCUCAAGCCGCAGUACACGCCGCAGAUCACAGACGCAAGGCAAGUCCCGUUUGCUCGCCAGACUGGUCCGCGCGUCAUCUCCGGGAAGAUAAAUGGCGUGGACGUGAAGUGGGACCAGCGGGAGGGCAAACUGCUGCUGCAGGACGUGAAGCAGCUGGCGGGCAACGUGGCGUACAUUGACGGGGUGCCCUACGCCUUCCUGCACUACCGCGACGAUGACGGACCCAAGCUACAGAAGCUGAUCCUAAGCGAUUUGAUUUAGUACAGGGACGGUGAAGGGAAGGAGGUUAGCUGCGGUGGUGGUCUGUCUACAGGCCUGUGGCUCGUGAGGAGUUCUGCAUGUCGAGGGUUAUAAUGUACAAACUUUGGAGCAUUUUUAGAGCAAUGAAAAGCGUUAUACAGGAGAAAACUUUGCUGGUAGGUCGUAAUGUCCGUAAGUGUGUACCACGCCGCUGUUUCUCCACUGAGCGAUGGACAAACUUAUCAGCUUCACGAAUCGAAGGACAGUGAAAGUAGCCGCGGGAUGUAAAACUGGAAACACUCGUCUUUCGAUGUGCUGAGUGUUUUAUCGUCGCUCAAAUUGUUCAGUAUGUUAUGUUUGCAAGAAGGGGACUGACUAGUGGCGCCUAAAGCAGCCAGGUUUUGCUGUAUGUAAUGUAGUACGCUUAGAAAAAAAAAUCCAUAUUUUUCUAGGUAGUUGUUAUCGUUAGUGGCGGUGGUGGUGGUGAUGGUGGUGUGCAAGGCUGGCGUCUCCCCUCAUUCGUUCACACUGCAUUCCAUUGCAUGUGAAAGUUGGAGAAAUAUUCGUAUACAUGCGGAGGUUUUGGUUGUGAUGGUUGAGGUCCUGUUGGCUCUGAGGUGCCGUGGUGUGUUGUGAUGCCAAGGGCAGUGCCUGGGCAGUCAAGGCUGAACACAUGUAACAGACUGUACACAGAAACACGGAAAAAUAUCAUGUUAAGGGUUGGCAUUAGACAAAGCCAAGCCCUCUAUUGCAGUUUAGUUGUCCUUGACUGUCCACCACUCCCGUGAAGUGUCGCUAUGGCUGGCCUGGGUGUGCGAGGCGCGUUCUGUGCAGCGUCGUGGAUGUGUUCGUGCUGGUGUGUGUUGCUGCUUUGUACUGAUUCAUAAUGUUGGAACCGUGAUUAUUGUCUUAUUAGGCAGACCAGGACAGCCUUCCAUAUCCCGCGCCGGGCGGGGCGGGGCGGAUCGGGCACUGUCUGUAGAGUGCAGGGGCGGGAUGGGAGGUGACGUAGGUGACCCCAGGAGCUCGAACUGAUUGAUAUGUAAUGGGAGACCGCCGCCGUCACCACCAUCACCACCUCCACCACCAACCGUCAUGUAGCGGCACCAUCACCACCACGUCACCACUGCGGGCCGGUGAGCUGCCCGGGGCGCCUUGUGGCGCGGCACCCAGGGGACGCCCUUUUCAACGCCACUACGUGUUUAGUCUCUCUCCAUCGGCCACCGCAGAUAAUGGCAGACUUGCUCAAUCCUACGCAGGUAGUGGUAGUAUUAGUUAUUAUAUACGAGUAUAAAUAAUAAAAAUAAUAAUA